AUGCAGGCAGACGAUAGUAUGGCGGAACUGGUAGCGGAGGAAGAGCAAGCGAUUGAUGCUGCUCAAAAGUCUGCCUUGGACCGACUUUACGGUCUCAUACUUCCACCCGAAGGCUCCAAGACGGAGGGUGCCAUCAUGGAAAUACGGCCUGGUGUAGGAGGUGCAGAAGCGACGCUGUUCACAGGAGAUUUGUUGCGCAUGUACAGGACGUAUGCCAGUGCAUACACUUCUUCGACAGGCUCGGUUUGGAAAGUCGAGCUUCUCCGAGUGGUCGAGGCAGACUCCUUCGGCUUUGAAGCGUACAAAGAAGUGACACUUCGAGUAGAGGGCAAAGAUGCAUACAGGCACCUCAAAAACGAAGCCGGCGUACAUCGCGUACAGAGAAUCCCAAAGACUCAGAAUUUGGGCAAGAUUCAAACCAGCACUGCUGCGGUUAUUGUUCUUCCUCAGAUACCGGACGAUGCGUCGGAAGUCAAGGAUAUUGUAGAUGUUGCGGAUGUGAAGGAGGAAGUGAUGCGCAGUCGGGGCGCUGGAGGACAGCACGUCAACAAGACAGAAUCGGCAAUCAGAUUGACGCACGAGCCGACAGGAAUCAGUGUAUCGAUGCAAGAUUCUCGUUCGCAGCACCAAAAUCGCGCAAAAGCUUGGCAGAUCCUCAGAGCUCGAUUGUUGGAUCGAAAGAUUCAAGCUGAGGAGGAAAGUAAACGAUCGGCAAGGCGAAGCCAGGUGGGAAGCAUGCAUCGAGUAGAUAGGAUCAGAACGUACAAUUAUCAGCAGGAUCGAAUAACGGAUCACCGAAUCUCCCUCUCUUUACCUUUAGACCGCGUCAUGUCCGGAGAUGCUUCUUUUGGUCUGGGACACAUUUUGACGUCGCUCGAGGAGCAUUCCGAUUUGUUGAGACUUAGAGGGAUGAAAGAGGACCUGCAGAGAGAUUUGGAGCAAGAAGGGAGUGGUGAAGAUGAGAAGGAGAGGGGAAAGGGUAGGAAUAACACCAAGAAAUAA
Molecule: messenger RNA, 1002 nt
Organism: Ceraceosorus guamensis
Lineage: Eukaryota; Fungi; Basidiomycota; Exobasidiomycetes; Ceraceosorales; Ceraceosoraceae
Product: release factor
Exons: 4
Coding region: 1-1002 (333 amino acids)
Biological process (GO): translational termination
Molecular function (GO): translation release factor activity
Source: RefSeq, a predicted model, not a curated record